Molecule: messenger RNA, 6933 nt
Organism: Hylaeus anthracinus
Lineage: Eukaryota; Metazoa; Arthropoda; Insecta; Hymenoptera; Colletidae
Product: C2 domain-containing protein 5
Exons: 15
Coding region: 614-6262 (1882 amino acids)
Biological process (GO): protein localization to plasma membrane; positive regulation of D-glucose transmembrane transport; positive regulation of protein targeting to membrane
Cellular component (GO): plasma membrane
Molecular function (GO): calcium-dependent phospholipid binding; calcium ion binding
Source: RefSeq, a predicted model, not a curated record
CUGUAACCUAAAAUAGAAGUAUGUGAUAUAGAAAAUGUAUAAAUUGCACGAUGCUUUACGUUUAACGCAAUAAAAUGCAGAAAUUCCUUAAAGAGCAAUAAUCUGGGAGCUCUCCAAUUCCAAUUAUAAUGUUCUUGCACAAAAUAUUUGGAUUUCGAACGUUAUUGGCAAUACAAUAGGGUAAGCUGAAGAGUACCAGUGGCGAUAAAGUAAUCGAUAAAAUUAGUAAUUAGAAUCGUUAUUAAGAAAUUUACAUGUCAUUUUUAUCGAAUUCGCUAUGCAAAGUAUUCUUGUAAACGUUGUUCUGUAUACAUCGUAGAACUCGUAAAAUAAAUUAUUUGUUUUACCUAGAGUAAAAAUAAACGAACACGCGAUGCACAGUGAUGCAUAGUUCUGAAGAUGUGAUCGUAAACAAACAUCAAUUUAACACUUUGCAAAUAAAUAUAAAACUUUGCCUACACGAAAAUGAUUAAUACAGUGUAUUUUAAUAUAUAUCUGCUAAAUUAAAGUUUCUAAGUGUUAAUCAUAAAUAAAAAUCCACUAGUAGAUCAAAUGAAUUGAAAAUGACUUAUACCUUUUGAUAGUUCCAUUAGAAGAACCAUCAUUAGUCAUAAUGCCUGGUAAAAUAAAAGUCAAAGUAUUAGCAGGACGUAAUUUACCAGUAAUGGAUCGUUCGGGUGAUACAACAGAUGCUUAUGUCGAAUUGAAGUUUGGCAAUAUAACUUACAAGACAGAUGUGUGCAGAAAAUCCCUGAAUCCUCAAUGGAAUUCGGAAUGGUAUCGAUUUGAAGUUGAUGAUUCUGAACUGCAAGAUGAACCAUUACAAAUUAGAUUGAUGGACCAUGACACAUAUUCUGCAAAUGAUGCAAUAGGCAAAGUUUAUGUAAAUUUAAAUCCAUUACUGUUGCCAGGAGUUCCUCCUACAGUUAAAAACAUUUGGACACUGGAGGCUGCUAUGAAUACAAACACUGGUUCUCAGAGUGGUUCUGUCUUGACUGGGUGGAUACCAGUGUACGAUACAAUGCAUGGUAUUCGUGGGGAAGUUAAUAUUAUAGUUAAAGUGGAAUUAUUUUCUGAUUUUAACAAGUUCAGACAAUCCUCGUGUGGAGUACAAUUUUUUUAUUCACCAAAUAUACCUCAUGGGUAUCAUACUCAGAGCAUACAUGGUUUUGUAGAAGAAUUAGUUGUUAGCGACGAUCCUGAAUACAAAUGGAUUGAUAAAAUAAGGACACCUAGAGCCUCAAAUGAAGCACGCCAAACGUUAUUUUUUAAACUUAGCGGGGAAGUUCAGAGAAAAAUUGGACUGAAAGCAUUGGAUCUUGGUGGAAAUGCUGUUAUUGGAUAUUUACAAAAUUUUGAUCUGGAAGGUGAAUCUGGUAUUGUGGCUCGCGGAAUAGGUACUGCUGUUACUCUUGUAAAGUUACAAGAUACUUUAAACUUGCCCUCUGAUAACAUUGAAGAGGCAUUCUUUUUACAACACAAAGCACAAAAGGAACGUGCAGGACUCGAUGAAAGUAUGCCGCUAUAUCCUGUUAAUCCUACACAUAUCCCUGAUUCUCUUAUUACAAAUACGAGACCCAUGCACAUAAAAGACAAUUUUCCACGUCGUUUAAAGUUUUCUAGAAGUCCAAAACAAACCGUAAGAACGUAUGAAUAUUCCUGUGAUGAAUCAGACGGCGCAAAGAUUACUGAAAAGCCAACGAAGAAAAGUGAUUUAAAGAUGUCUGCAGUCUCUUACUCGAGUUUAUCGGAAUCAGUAAUUCAAGACGCCUCUGUAAGAAUGAUGUUGGCUUUGGAAGAUGAAAGAGGCGAAGGCAAUAAAGGCAUAUUGGACGUUCGUGUGAAAAACUUGAAAAAGUUAUUUGGUUCGAGCGAUACAGAUACCAAAAUAACCGGUUCACGAUCAAGCAUCUCAGCUAGAUCUUCCAUCGUGAGUAUACGUAAUCCAAUGAAAGAAAAAUUAUCGAAAAACACUAAAGCUACAGAAGGUAUAGCAGCUCUUCUGAUCAAAUCUAUACACAGCGUACCUUUGGAGAAUGUCAAUGAAAGUCAUGAGACUCCAACAGAACUUUCUCCACCUAGUAGCGUAAAGGAAGAUUACGACUAUUCGGAACAUCAAGUUAUCGAAAAUCGUGAAAGUCAGAAGAGAGGAAAGCGAGUUGACUGCAAAGAUGAAACUCGUGUAAAAUCAAAAGAACAAAUAAAGGAACAACAUGAUUCCUCAUUUGAAGAAAACACGCCUAGCUCUAAUGAUUUUUCAGACGAGUCUUCAAUCGACAGCGCCAAAUAUGGCAUUCUACGCGGUUCAAAGUUUCCAAGUGAUUAUGCAUUACAAGUAAACAAGAAAGUUGCGAAAACACUCUCCAGGACUAAUACUUUCCCCCCAUUGAAAACGAGAUCAUGGCAAAUAAUAUUACAAAGGACGGAUACCGAAAUGCGUCCUCUUCACGAAGAAAGCACGCCUCCACUUAUUAAAUAUUCAUCUAUGGAUCAAAUGUCAUCUGAUUUAAGAUAUAAUGCGGAAUCACAAAAUGAUUCUGUGAAAAAUUCAUGUCCCAUCAUAGAUGAAGUAGAAAAAAAAGAAGAAACUAUAAAAGCAACGAUAGAAAAUGUUACUUCUGAAACACCUGUACCUACAACAGGAUUUGAUAAAAACACUGGGGAUGAUAUGCAAAGUCAACCGAGCAUGAGUAAUUCGCAAGAAUUCAGUCAACCCCUCGCAACGAGUACACCAGUAGAAAUGCGUCUUCCUUUCUUCUUAGAAGUUAAAGAAAGCGACUCCGCGUUAAUUAAAACGGAGAACAAAUCGAUUGCUAAUAUUAACGAUUCUGAAAAAUGUGAAACGUCUAAACAACGCAAUGAAACCUUUGUAACAGGAGAUGACAUAGAUAACAUAAAUGAUGAUUUAUCUUCUACCAAUGAAUCUGAAGUAUCCGUUUCUGCGUAUUUUUUAUUGCAGAAUACAAGUGACAUAGAAAGAAAAGAUAAAGAUGCAACUAUUAACCAAACGUAUAAAAAAGAAGGAUUUAUUUCUGUGCUCGAAGAAACGUACAAUGGCCCUCUUGAAAAUUCUUUUAAAGAAAGAGAACGUUUUGACAAGUUAGAAGAGCAUAACGUAUUGAAGUUUAGCGCAUCAACGCAUUCAUUGCCGUCGUUACCGCAAUUUCAGUUUCAUACGUACGAAGAAUCUAAUGUAAGAGAAGAUAUGGACCACAAAGUAACUGCAGACUUUAUGUCGAAAACUUCGUCUAGCAUUGAAAGUUUAAUACAGUCUUCAUGCAAUGACGUGCACGAUACAACGCAUAAGAAUAGACAACGGCGCAUGUUAGAUUUAAUUAGAAUAAUUGAUACAAAGAUGAUGGAAUAUUCAGAAGGUUACAACAAUAAUGGUAACGGUCGGUUCAGAAGGAAAAGACGGGAUAAAGUAUACAGGAAUAUUAAUCCCAGGAACUUGCAUAAAAAUUUGCAUAAUCGGUGUCUAAGGAGGCGCCUUCAGAAUUUCAACCAUACAGAAAUUAUAAACGAAUCCAUGCCUGAUACCUCUUCCUACAAUUCUUCUCUCGAAAGCAUAAUCACUAGCGAUAUGUUAAUUAAAUCACGCUUACGCAGAACAACUGAAUCAUUUCGUUCAAAACAAAGCUUUCCCAUCAGAAGAUACGCGGUCGAUUCUGUGUCCUAUGAAAUUACUCCCAAGGAAUUAACUGUAGAUAGUCAUAGCAGCGAUUCGGUUAAGGACAAUGGUAGCAUUAUAGAAAUGAAGGAACUAAGGCCAAGAGAUACUAACCCUUCAAUAUCAUCCACAUCCAUAGAUCCUGCGGUAUAUAAGAGUCAUAGCAUUUGUAAUAUAAUAAGAGAAGUAUCAAAUGAUGAUGAAUUUACUAAUAUUACUAACACUGCUAAUAUUACUUACAACUCGUGUGUGUCCCGUCCUUCUCCCGAUCACAGGCAACAGGACGAGGCAUCUCUAAGUCCAUCAUAUCCACUUCCGGCUGUUCCUUCCGUGGUGUCAAAAGUAUCUCAGAUACCAACAACUAAGGCACAACCCACUGCAUCAUUGCAUCGAAGGUCCAGUGAUUCUGACUUGAGCAUUACCCCAAAAGGUAAUUCUCUGGGAACAGAUCGGUCAAUGACUGGAUUUCUGAAGACAUCAAAUGCUGUGAUAAGAACAAUGAAUCAGGAUGCAUUUGAAAUGUUAGAAUACCCAUUUAUCACUAUGCAACAGUAUCCAGCAGGUUUUAUUUUACACAUUGGUGGCCUUGUGAGUUCAAGAUCAGUCAAGCUAUUAGAAAGAAUUAGUAAUUUAGAAGAGCCUGAAAGUCGCGAUGCUUGGUGGAAAGAAGUUAGGAUGGAAGUUCGAUCGCAUGCAAGAGCAUUAGCGUGCAAUGUAGUCAUUGGUUAUAAGGAAGAAACUAGUAUUUGUGAUGAUGUUUGCGUACUGAACGCUUACGGCACAGCAGCAGUAAUUAAUCUUUACAAUUCAAAUCAGGAGCCGGAUAAUGUUUUCAUCGGCAAAGGACAAUCAGGAUCAAUCGUAAAUCCCGUAGAAACAGAACGCGAAAAAACUCAACAAAAACCAAUACCUGUGAAAGCAGAGAAAAGCGAAACUGAGGCGUCUGCGCCUGUUUCAACGCAUCAAACUGGCAAAGUGAGACACACAUCUGAGAGCAAGGAUCACGAAGUUCAAUUCCAAAGCAAGUGCAGUCUCUGUCAUUUACCUUAUAACGAGGUGAGCGUUCCGUUUCGCGUGAACGUCUCGAAAUGUGCUAUAUGCAAGCGCGCCAGGGUACCAGACGUAAUGUUCACAACAAUAGAGCUACCGGAAAACGUAUUAAUGACAGGACGAGGAUGUAUUAUACAAGCAACCGCGUGCAAGACCAAAAAAGAUCUUCGAGGAGAAUUAAAUGCCAAAGAGAUAUCGGACUGUUUGCCGUUCUUGGAGUACGAAUUACAUAGUUUGUUAUUAAACAAAUUAAAGGUCAAAGGGAUGAACGCAAUAUUUGGCUUGAAGCUACAAGUUUCUGUUGGAGAGCGAUUGAUCAUCGGCAUGGCUGUGGGCACUGCUGUCUUUUUAACCGCAUUACCCACCCCUUCUAUACCGCAAAUCGCAUCUGGGAAUUCUUGGCCCAAAGAGGAGCAAUUAGCGAAAAUUCAGAAGACUCUGGUCGAAACUGUUAAAAAAAACAGAGAGUUCUAUCGUCUCAAACAAGUUAGCGAUGUUGAAAACGGACGAGUUACAACUUCGGAUACAGAUGACUCGGACGAAGAUCUGCCAGAUUUAGAUUUUAAUGUUGGUACUAGAGAUGCCUGCGUAUUAGAAGUAGACGACAUCGAAGAUAUGGAUCGAAUAUCGUUACUGAUGGACGACAGACCUCCAGAUGAUUUCCACGUAGUAAAUACGCAAACUAUACCUGGUCUUGACGAAUUGGAGAUUGUAAGGAAUUUACAGAUGUUCACGCAAAUUUCGAGGACAAAGAUACCAGCAGGACAGUUUGCGUCUAUGCCUUCAAAAUAUUUCGCCCGUUUACUUCAAUCCGUAUACUUCAAGCUGAGGAGAAUGAUACCUUGUGCACUUUGCGAUAUGCAGUUUAAAUUGGCACUUCCGGAACCAGACGAAAUACAAUUUACGGUAAUCGGUAUGGCUCUUGGAUUAGGGGAUCCGGUAAAAGUGAACAAGUUGAAAAAGAAGCUAAUGACCCAUUCCAUCAGCAAGGAUCAAGUUAAGAAAUCUGAUGACAGUGAUAUGAUAUUCAAUCUUGACGUGGACCAUGCCGAGGUUUCGUCGGACAAUGCAUCCAAUAUUGUCACACUAAACUCCUCCACUCUGAUUAAUACCCCAGGCUUGAAAUCCAGAACUCGUUCACCACUGCGGACGAAAAUUCACGCGAUGCAUAAACACAAACAUGUGCCUUUAAAGGGAAGAUAUGGCGUGGAUAUAACGCCUCUGUCUUAUUUGCCAGGUGGUCGCAUCGAGAGGUACUUAGGAAACUUGAACUUUUUCUUUAUUCGUGAAAGCACAUCGAUCAGAGAGAACGGCGGUUUGAGCGGGUUUACGCAUAGUUUUGUAAUGGAGGUUUUGGCGAUCGUUCGGGCACACAUUACGGCCUUGGGAGGUAACGCAAUGGUGGCAUUUUUCAUGACUAAGUGUGUGCUUCUUCACAGUCCCCAUAAAAAUCAGGGUCAGUGUUUAAUAAAUGUCGGCGGGGACGUGGUGUCCGUGUCGUAUUUCGCGAACGAAAAGCACUGUGGAACUACAAAUUGCUGACCCCAGCCUCCUCAUUCUGCACCACCAUAGCUGCAACUACACGCCGAGAAUCAACGUCGGAAGUUUGACUUCUCGGUGAACGUCAUUGGACGUUUCGGGCGGACCGUGACUCAGUACCCUGUGAUAGGAUAGGGCUUGUAAAUAUUCGAUUUUCUAGCAUAAGUACGUAACUUCGGAUAAAGCUCACGGACGUUGAAUUUGUAAUAUUAGUUAAGCGGCUUCGCGUAAUUGAUAUCGAUCAAUUGUGCCACAUGACGCACAUAUUCGACGAAGCGGUUCUAGGGGCACGCUUAAAGUGUUCUAAAUCAGCUUUGAUGAUUAGGUGCCUUCAGAAUUGUCCAUAACGUUUGCGGAGAAUUUUUUUUAUCCAACGAUAUAACCGUUGCUUGUUAUCGUUGUUGCAGGCAAACUAUACGAUUCGGGCAUCUGAGUAGCUCAAUUUUUCUUUUAACUGCAAUAUUAAGUACAUAUAUAUAUAUAUAUAUAGUUCUUUUAAUGCGUGCUAUCGACUUUUUGUCGCGCAGAAGUAUGUAUCGUUAUUAUUAUUUUCAGUAUUUUUAUUUUUAAGAAACGCAAUAAUUGGUGUUAAUUCAAACUACAGUCGUUUACAUUUGGAGUGUGACAAGAAUUGAGGUUGAUGACCUGUAAGAAAUUAAUCACUCGUUAAAUAU